AUGGAGGCACUUGUAGAGCACACCUUGCAGCAGAAGCCUUCAGCCAAAGGGGUGGCUAUUGUGGUAGCAAACCAGUGGAGCAAGAUAUUCAAUAAACGUGAGGAUACUCUCUACGGAGUCAUUCAUGAUUUCACUAAAACAUGUUUGGUUUUUGAGAAUUUGCAAUAUGCUGUUGUCCCAUUAAGCAAUGCCCCUAAGCAAAAGAUCAUUGAAGCUGUUAAUGCUGUAGCUGUACACUUUCCGACUGGAUUUGCAAAGAACGAUCCACGGUACAAGCGAAUAGUUUUCUGUUUUGCUGGACAUGGAGACAAAAACGAUUGUAUACACACUCGUGAUGGUGAAAUUGAUGUCAACAGGGAUAUUAUGUGGCCUUUCCUACCAAUAAACAAGCCUGACUUGAGACAUGUGCCGAAACUUUUUUUCAUUGACGCUUGUCGUGGUGGGUCAACAAGUGAGCCCAUUCCUCGUGGAGGUGGUGAUGAUUCUGUUCAUUCACGAGUGUCUGCAUUAUCUAACUAUCUUCUACUACGCUCUACCCUACCUGCCACGAAAGCAUUUGAGAUUCCGGGACACAAACCUCAAGGUGGUUUCUGGACUCAAGCAUUUGUAGCUGAGCUUGAAAAGGACACAAACCGAGGGAAGGAUAUUGGGUAUAUUCUGAUUGAAGUAAAUCGGCACGUUAACGAGAUGUUCAACGAACCGAAAUUCGACUGCAUACAGCAAGCUAUAGCCGAAAACACACUUCUAGAUCACGUAUUCUUUUUGGACGAAGCUGAAGAGUUAAACGUGUUCUGUUACGAAGCCACUCAACAUUAUGUGCAUCAAGGAACCUCUCCACAUGGAUAUAAUUCCUCUCCUCAUUUCAUACCGUCACACCCAUUGAUUGAUAGAGGUCAGUCUACUACACCUACUGUACCUACCACAAUUGGAUCCUCUGAAGUUGAACCUCCUUUGGCCACCUCAUCAUUAGCACCAAUAGCUAUAGUUACUAACCCUAUUGCCCAGCUUGAAGCACUGCUGAAGGAAAGGUGUGACAGAAACGUAAAAAUUGAGUACAAGUACAAAGAAGUCAGGGGAGGGUAUCAAGCCACAGUCUUGGCUCCUCAGAUCGGAUAUAUAGAUGGAGAAGUGCGUUCUUCAACACAAAAAGCACAAGAAUCAGCAGCAACUAUAGCUUUUAACUCACUACAAUGAUUUUUUCAACGAUUAGUGAACUUAAUGUCGCUUCUAUAGAACCUAUAUUUUUGGCUGCAUGUACAGGGUUGACAAAUAAAGUUUUUUUUCCUUUACGAAACCCUGCCAGGUUUUACCACUGUUGUGGCUGGCGAGGGUUUGAAGGAA
Halichondria panicea is the source of this 1341-nucleotide messenger RNA. RefSeq names its product caspase-8-like. NCBI's taxonomy places the organism in Eukaryota, Metazoa, Porifera, Demospongiae, Suberitida, Halichondriidae. The record is from RefSeq and is a predicted model, not a curated record. Gene Ontology annotation, molecular function: cysteine-type endopeptidase activity. Bases 1 to 1194 code for a protein of 397 amino acids. Gene Ontology annotation, biological process: proteolysis. The transcript has 4 exons.